CCAUGAACACAAAAAUUGCAGAAAAGUGUUAAUUUAAUCCCAUUUUUAUUUAAUUUGUUACUCAUCUCGUCCGUGUUUCGCUUGGUGCGAUAUGUUUUGGUGUUGAGACAUCGAGAAAAGCAAAGUUCUGGUCAAAGAGAGUGGUCAUCUGUUGAAUCGAUCGUAGCACUAUGUUGGCCGUGGGGAAGUUGUUUCUUUUACUGUGCUGGUCCCUUAGCCUGGUAUCCGGAUCUCGGGUGCUGGAACUUAGCGAUCGGUUUUUGGAUGUCCGGAGCGAAGGCCAGUGGUUCGUGAUGUUCUAUGCUCCGUGGUGUGGCCACUGCAAAAAACUCGAACCGCUGUGGGCCCUGGUGGCGCAGGCUCUGUACAACACAAACAUUCGUGUUGGGCGCGUGGAUUGCACACGGUUUACGGCCGUGGCGCAGGAGUUCAAAGUGAACGCUUACCCCACGAUAAUUUUUGUAAAAGGGCCGUACGAGUACGUUUACAAUGGAGAACGCUCGAAGGAGGAAUUGCUUCACUUUGUGAACCGAAUGUCGGGCCCACCGGUCCAGCUGGUAACGCGAGCGGACAGCAUCGAUAUACUGAAGUCGAACAAUCCCAUCUUUUUCACCUACGUCGGCAAGCAGUCCGGACUGCUGUGGGAUGUGUUCUACGGUGCGGCCGAAGCGUACCAGGCGCACGGCUACUUCUACGCCACAUCGGUCGAGAUCGCGAAACGCCACUUCGACGUAGACACCGUUCCGGCGGCACUGGUGUACAAGGAGCGCAGCCAUUACUAUUUCCCGUACUCGGACAACUUCGAGCGCAUCGAACCGACGCACCUGAACGAUACGCUGUUCCGGUGGGUGAACGAGGAACGGUUCGCUACCUUUCCGAAGAUAUCGCGCAGCAACAUCCACCAUCUGGUGCAGACGAAGAAGUACCUCGUGCUGGCGGUGGUCGAGGAAAACAAGCUGAACGAAAUUGCGGCCCACGAGCAGGAGUUCCGGGACAUGGUGGAAAUAUUUGUGCACAAGAACAAACACAAAUAUCACGGCCGGUUUCAGUUCGGUUGGGUCGGCACACCGGAGCUGGCCCGGUCCAUCGCAAUGGACAGUUUGCCGACCCCGCACCUGAUCGUGCUGAAUGCCACAACGAACGAACAUCACAUUCCGGAGGACGACCCACUGCAGCUGACACCGGAGGCCAUCGAAAUUUUCCUCGACAGCAUCCACAACCAAACGGCGCCCACGUUCGGGGGCAAUUCGCUUCCGGUGCGCAUCUAUCGCGCUUGGUUCGAGGCCAAAACGUCCCUGUACGAGAUGUGGCUUGGCAACCCGGUGCUGACGACGGUGCUGUUUGGUCUUCCGCUCGGCUUCCUGUCGCUCAUCAUGUACUCGAUCUGCUGCGCCGACAUUCUGGACGCCGACGAGGACGACGAAGCAGAUCCGCGGCACGAGAAAAGGGAGUAGGAAGUGCCAGCGUAACAUUCCGCCUAACGGCAAAGCACGCGCGGGAACCGGCACCGGAGUAAAACCCAUUUUUCUAGUCAAGCAUUUCUGGACCUGGUGGCCGGCAUCCCUCGCUACGGUUGCGACAGGACUACGGCGGCUAGCGUCCGAAUCACUUAAUGGUGUAAUAGUGUCGUUUUAGAUCAAUUUUUAAAUUCCAACCCCACGCACCUAGCGUGGCGCGUUCCUUUACGGUGUUACGUGUGUGUGCAUGUGUGUAUGUCUGGUUAGAAGAUUCUCUUUUUUAGCAAACGAAUGAAUCCGAAGAGAA
This is a messenger RNA of Anopheles cruzii, 1764 nucleotides long. RefSeq names its product protein disulfide-isomerase TMX3 (gene Tmx3). NCBI's taxonomy places the organism in Eukaryota, Metazoa, Arthropoda, Insecta, Diptera, Culicidae. The record is from RefSeq and is a predicted model, not a curated record. Gene Ontology annotation, biological process: peptidyl-cysteine oxidation. The coding region runs from base 171 to 1454 and encodes 427 amino acids. Gene Ontology annotation, cellular component: endoplasmic reticulum. Gene Ontology annotation, molecular function: protein disulfide isomerase activity. The transcript has 3 exons.